Molecule: messenger RNA, 714 nt
Organism: Humulus lupulus (European hop)
Lineage: Eukaryota; Viridiplantae; Streptophyta; Magnoliopsida; Rosales; Cannabaceae
Exons: 4
Coding region: 89-589 (166 amino acids)
Molecular function (GO): zinc ion binding
Source: RefSeq, a predicted model, not a curated record
UAAUAGAAUGGAAUGGAAGUAGAUGAUGAAAGCUUAAAAUAAAAGUUGUGAGAAAGAGAAGCUUUGGAUUGACGCCAGAGCCCCAAAAAUGGUGAACUAUAUGCUUCAGAUCACCGCUGAGCUCGAGAACCUCACCGAUCUUCAGCCCCAAGGCGGCUGCGAUGACCCCAAUUUCUCCUACCUCUUCAAGCUGAAAUGUGGAAGAUGUGGAGAAGAGACCCAGAAAGAAACUUCUUUGACAUUGAAUGAGACUGUUCCUCUCCCUGUAGGCAAGGGCACAGCUCAUCUCAUUCAGAAGUGCAAGUUUUGCGGUAGGGAUGGAACUAUCACAAUGAUCCCAGGUCGCGGUCAACCGCUGACCAAUGAAGCUAGUGAGACAGGGAAAUUCACUCCCUUGAUGUUGUUUGACUGCAGAGGUUAUGAACCUUUGAACUACCUUUUUGUUGAUGGGUGGAAGGCUGCAUCUCUGGAGGGUACAAAAUUUGAUGAGAUAGACUUGUCAGCUGGGGAGUUUGCUGAGUAUGAUGAGAAGGGAGAGUGCCCAGUUAUGAUUUCCAAUCUCCGCUCAACUUUUGUUGUGGUGAAGUAACAAUACCAUUUGUGUUUGUGUUGGAGAGGAGAGGAGUAAAUCUAGCACAGAAUUCUGUAUAAACAUACGCUUGAGAUCAGACUGCUUUGGUAGCAGAAUAAUAGUAGCACAUUACUUGGGCUAUA